Owenia fusiformis is the source of this 4207-nucleotide messenger RNA. NCBI's taxonomy places the organism in Eukaryota, Metazoa, Annelida, Polychaeta, Sabellida, Oweniidae. The record is from the annotation of a GenBank genome assembly.
CUGGGAAGUUGUUCCUUGAUGCGCAUAUAAAUUGUUCAAUAGCGCUAACCAUCUCAUUUGACGCUCUAUCAAGACGCGAAAACACGACUGUGCUAUUGGAGAGACGAGAGACGGUCUCGUAAUUUCGGUAACCGAACAGGGGAACAACGAUCAUAUUGAGUUUGCAAGCUUUACUUCAAAGUCUGGGUUAGUUUGAUAAGAGGGUUGCUCAGCAAUCGAAGGACAGGACGACUUACGGUUGUGUACAUCCUCGUCAGGGGCCGCGGUUUGCCGAUUGACAGUUGCCAUAGUGAUCUAGAUUUACCAUUUAUUACAGGUCCUCCAUAUUUGCUGAAUUUGUUAAGUUGUAUAUGAGAAUCAAACAUCCACCAGACACAGGUAAGAUUCUAGAAAGAUAGAGGGCAUUCUCGGAGAGGCAUCACCACUUCUAAAACCAUCAGACACCUCGAUUGAGCCAGCAUUAAGAAAAACACACUUGUUGAUGUGAAGAGUUACAACAAUAUACAGAACUUAUCUAAAAAGAUAUAAAAUAGUAAAAUUAUAUUGCACAUGUUCAUAUACAUAUCAACUUUUGUAAAUAUUUUUUUCGACUCAUCAAUGUAAAUACUAUUAUAUACGUAAAUCUUACCGUCUGUGCGUAUUUCAUUUUUGGAUCGUGUGUCUUUUCAACGACUCUGCAAAGGGGCCAAACCGGUUUUGACAAGUUAACGUUACAAAGGGUGGUGAUCCAUGGACUCUCGCUAUAAACCUAAGACUUUUUUUCAUUUCUGACAUUUCUUGUUGACCUUGGUGAAGUAAAUAUGGACCCUGAGGCGUCUGAGAUAUGUCCUGUUGGAGAAUUCGAACUAGUGAAUCGAUCAAAGCCCGGGACGCCGAUUGUAUGGCAAAAACCAAACAAUCGCAUCGGCAUAGCAUGGGCUGUAUCAGAUACCAGUGACGACGUAAAGUCAUACAUCAUACAAUGGAAGAAAGCAGGAGAGAAAGUGUGGAAACAAUUAGUGGAGGCAAUUAAUGUGAAACCAAAUAAAGAUCAAACAAUUCAAACAGAUAUGACAUUAGAUUUGGAGGAAAACGAGAGUUACACCUUUACUGUCCAGGCGUCUUACACGGAUGAUGACUUAAGUUAUCCAAGCGAACUGUGUGAAUUCAAGCAAACGCCAAUCGACCAGAGCUAUGCUGAGCCCGACGACUUAUGCAAGCAUGCUAAUGAAGCACUUCACUUGGAAAAGAGUUUGCCUGCAAAUUAUGAAACGGGAGACAUGAUUCGCCCUGGGAAACCAAUUGUAUCGCAACUAUCGCCAAUAAGAGCUGAAAUCGCUUGGAAUGAGCCGGAUAAAUGUGACGAGAGGAUCGUGGAGGCAUAUAUCAUAAAAUAUAAGAGCCCCAGUGACAACACGUGGAAGACCAUGCGCAUUCCAGGGACAACUGACCAACAAACAGCACAUCAAUUUAAGACCGAUAUUCCUGUUGAACCAAACGUUUCAAUCAUAUUCUCUGUGCAAGCAUGGUACAAAGACAACUGUGUUAGCGAAGAUAGCGAUGUGAGUGAUGAGUUUAAAAUCGUUGCAUUGCCAGAGGAAAUCUGCAAAGCAAAAGUUAAAGAAUCAUCUACCGAAGAAAAAGGAGGCAAACCAUCAAUUCUUCAAAUGAAAAUGAAACUUGCAUGUGAAAACGCAAAUCAGUUUAUCAAAAAGUUCGAGUAUGGAAUUAAAAAUGAGGCCAAGGCUUGCGAUGAAAAGGUCAUAAUGAUUGUUGGAGCUACCGGGGCGGGGAAAAGCACACUGAUUAACGGAAUGAUCAAUUAUAUAUUCGGCAUAUUAUGGGAAGAUCCAAUACGGUUGAAACUUAUUCCAGAAAAUUUAAGCAGCAAUCAGGCUAUCAGUCAAACAAAAUCAAUAACAUCUUACACGAUUCACCAUGAACCUGGUCUCAAAGUUCCAUACUCUUUAACUAUCAUUGACACACCGGGAUUCGGUGAUACUGGAGGCUACAAGAGAGAUGAAGAAAUAACAGACCAUAUCCGUGAAUUCUUUACAGGAAAUCGGUUGGAUUCGAUUGAUCACAUCGAUGCAGUUGGAUUUGUAACACAGUCAUCUUUGCCUCGGCUAACACCAACACAAAGAUACAUAUUCGAUAAAAUACUUUCGCUUUUUGGAAAAGACAUCGAGGAUAAUAUCACCAUGCUUCUGACAUUUGCUGAUGCCCAGAAGCCACCUGUUUUAAGUGGGAUCAAAGAGGCUGGAUUCAAAUACAACAAGUAUUUCAAGUUCAACAAUUCAGCAAUUUAUGCCGACAUUGGAUAUCAUAUUGAGGAGGAAAAUGGUGCUAAUUCCGCGGAUGAUACUGAGGAGGAGGAUAACGCUGCUUUCAACAAGAUGUUUUGGGAAAUGGGCAUGAAAAGUUUUAAGUUAUGCUUUGAUGCAUUAUCACGUUUUGAGAGGAAAAGUUUAUCACAGACAAAAGAAGUCUUAGUGGAGCGACAUCAACUGGAGCUGGAUGUUAUGCAAAUGCACACAGAAAUCAGUCUUGGCUUGAACAAAUUGGAAACCCUUACUGAGGAAGUCAAGAUCGUAAUCAACUUUGAGGCUCAGAUAAAUGCUAACAAGGAUUUCGAAUAUACUGUGUUCGAAGAUACGAUCGUAAAACAGGACAUCCCUCACAGCCAAUACACAACAAACUGUAUAAAUUGUAACAGAACAUGUCAUGAGAGAUGUGCAAUCAAAGAUGAUAGUGGCAAAAUGGGGUGCUGGGCGAUGACAGGAGGUAAUUGUCGAAUAUGUCCAAAUAAGUGCCACUGGACAGCGCACAAAAAUAUGCCAUUUGUGAUGACUACGGUCAGGCGAGAAGUUACAAAACAAGCUAAAGAUUUGUUAGAACGCUAUGAACAAGGAGUAGAUGGCAAGACGACAAAAGAGCGCUUAAUCGAUAAUUUGAAAAAAGACUUCGAUAAUCACCAGACAACCGUCUGGAUGCUUACAGAAAAGGUGAGACAAACUAUUGAAUACCUGAAUGAAAUCGCAUUAAAACCGAAUCCAAUGUCAACGCUCGACUACAUUGAUACACUAAUCGAUUCAGAGUCGGCAGAACAAAGACCUGGUUACCACGAACGUGUUAAACAGUUAAAACAACUAAGAGUCAAGACGGAGAUGUUCAUUAACAUGGUGAAAAAAGGUGAAGAUCCGUUUGAAAAGUUCCGGGAGAAUUUCGAGGCGCAACUUGAAAAGGAAGAGAACAAAGGGGAACAGUUGGAAGAUAGCAUAACUACCAAAAUGAAAUCGUUUGUGACUGAUACUUGGACGGCCGUGAAGGACGGCUUGAGUAGGACGUACAAGGGAAAGGUUAAGUACAGGAAAUAUCAGGAAAUACCCUCAACUCCAAUUUGAAUGUUACCAUUAGGUUGAGCAUAACAUUCAAAUUUUCUGAAUUUAAAUAAAUAUAUUGAUGUCGAGGGACUGAACAUUGACGUAAAAAUGACAUGGCACGUUAAAUCCUACUUACAUAUUCGUUUGUUCAUAUACGUAUAUCAUAAAUCAUAAGAUGUUACCUUUUUGGUGUAAUUAAUGAAAAGUCGGCUUUACGUAUAUCUAGUAUUUACAUAAUGCAUAUAUUAAGUAUUUAGGUACCACAAGCAUGUUGCUGUAAGAGUAAUUUCUUUGUGAGAGUUAUUAUUUUUUCAUAUGCGAGUCUGGUUCCAUUUUUUGUACAAACCUUAAAAUAUUAUAUUGAAUAAAAUAUACUGAAUUUGGUUGCAAUGCAAAAAACUCAUUCUAUGAUGACUUAACAUUUUGCUCUGUAGGUUCACAGUCCUUGUAGAAAAACGAAAACACACAUAUUUGACAGUUGAGAAGAUAUUUUAUUAAAUUCAAUUUGAUUUAUUUACAUACCAGGCUUUUCUAAUAAAGUCUUACUUUUGGAACCAAACUAGAGGAUAUAAUAUGAUGAAACAUUGUAACAAGGUAUGUAAACAAAAGCUUGCAAAAGGGGCUGUCUACUUUGAACUGUUAGAGUCAAAAUACAAGGCGCAUUAUCAUGUAAAUGAUAAAGAGAGAAUGAUUUUCAAAUACACGCAGAUUAGUGUACUUACUAGAAUGAUAUUUUUAAAUUUGUAUAUAAAGUGAAAGUUACUAGUACACUGUUGAUCCACUCGAUUAUACUGGUCACCAAACGGUUCGUUUCGGUAACAAAAUGUCGGAACCUCGAAUGUACG